AUGGGGCAAGUGGGCCUCGUGACGAGCUUGAUCGUCAUUACGACCGGAUUCGGCAUCAUAUAUGCUGCUUGUCUGAUCCUAUAUCGACUCUUUCUUCACCCUCUUGCCAGGUUCCCAGGGCCAAAAUGGGCCGCUGCUACCCUGUGGUAUGAGUUUUAUUAUGAUGUUGUGAAAAGGGGUCAGUUUACAUUCAAGAUCAAGGAGCUGCACGAGAAGUAUGGACCUAUCAUUCGGAUCAAUCCACACGAAAUCCACGUUUACGACCCCGCCUUCUACGACGAGAUCUACGUCAACCCUCCGAGGAAACGCAAUAAGUAUCAGUGGUGGGUGAACCUAGCUUCUGCUCAAGGCUCUGGAUUUAGCACUGUACCACACGACCUCCACCGAAUGCGUAGGAGUGUUCUGAAUCCUUAUUUCUCGAAGCGAAAUAUCGUCCACCUCGAGCCAGUGAUUACGGAGAGAGUAGAGAAACUGUCGAAGCGUUUAUCUGAAGCCGCAUCACAGGAUGAAGUCGUCCGGCUGGAUGUUGCAUUUAUGGCUCUGACCACCGACACGAUAUCAGAAUACGCUUUUGCUCAAGACACUCUCUUUCUGGAUGAACCAGACUUCUGCCCCAUGUGGAAAGACACCAUCCGAGGUGGCUUCGAGACCGGGGCAUUGUGUCGGCAAUUUCCGUGGAUAGUACCUACCAUGAAAAGAUUGCCGCCAAAGCUCGUUGCCGCCAUGAACCCGCAAGUGGGCUUUUUGAUGCAGUGGCAGAGUCGCGGAAGGGCAAAUGUUGAACGGAUUCUCAAUGAGGGCACUCAAGAACAAAAGGAUACGUCCAUGAUAGGACGGCAGACCAUGUUCCAUGCGCUACGGGAUAGCGGCCUGCCAACUUCCGAAAAGUCCCUCCAACGUCUCUGCGACGAAGCAGAGAUUAUUCUGGGCGCUGGCAGCGAAACCACUGCUGCAGCACUCUCUCGCAUCUGGUUUUAUUUGCUCUAUUCACCCUCAAUUCUCCAGAUUCUGCGCGAAGAACUCCGUACCAUUAUCCCGUUUCCGGACUCACAUAUCCCGAAUCUUUCAAAGAUAGAGAAUUUGCCUUACCUCUCAGCUGUCAUUAGCGAAGGAAUUCGCAUCAGUUAUGGUGUUACGACCCGCACUCCACGUAUCGCCCCCGACGAGGCCCUUCGUUACAAGGAGUGGACAAUACCACCGGGGACACCGAUCUCGAUGACCAAUUCACUUGUCUCGAUGCACCCAGACAUCUUUCCAGAACCGGAGACAUUCAAGCCGGAGCGCUGGCUUGAUGAUGGUCGAAGCCUAGAGAGAUACCAAGUCGCCUUCUCCAAAGGAUCUCGCCAGUGCCUGGGUAUCAAUCUAGCUUAUGCAGAAAUGUUUCUAACUCUGGCCACCCUUUGGAGCCGAUUUGAUUUUGCACUCUUUGAAACCACGUUGGAUGACGUCCUGAUGAAGCACGACUUCUUCACUGCCUUUCCAGGCGACGAAAGCAAAGGGAUUCGGGUUCGAGUCAGAAGAAGAGUGAGCCAGAGCACUUAG
Molecule: messenger RNA, 1542 nt
Organism: Rhinocladiella mackenziei CBS 650.93
Lineage: Eukaryota; Fungi; Ascomycota; Eurotiomycetes; Chaetothyriales; Herpotrichiellaceae
Exons: 2
Coding region: 1-1542 (513 amino acids)
Molecular function (GO): oxidoreductase activity, acting on paired donors, with incorporation or reduction of molecular oxygen; iron ion binding; heme binding
Source: RefSeq, a predicted model, not a curated record